Messenger RNA from Acomys russatus (golden spiny mouse), 2166 nucleotides. RefSeq names its product gypsy retrotransposon integrase 1 (gene Gin1). The record is from RefSeq and is a predicted model, not a curated record. Gene Ontology annotation, biological process: DNA integration. Lineage: Eukaryota; Metazoa; Chordata; Mammalia; Rodentia; Muridae. Gene Ontology annotation, molecular function: nucleic acid binding. The coding region runs from base 221 to 1777 and encodes 518 amino acids. The transcript has 9 exons.
CCCGUAGUUCCGCUUCCGGCAGCACCAGAUAAGUCGCGAGAGGAGAGUUAAAACCUGCCGUUUGCAUUUAGGACCACUUCGCAUCUCACAGACCUAGAUGGGUUUUGGAUGUGAUCUCUUUCCAGAGCAGCCAUGUUCUAAAUUAAAAUUCCUCUGCAGAGGACUACAAACCUCAAGGCAAACCUGAACUUCAAGACCCUGCCUCCAAAAAAGGUUCGCGAUGGUCCGUAGUGGGAAAAAUGGUGACCUUCAUCUUAAACAGAUUGCGUACUAUAAACGAACAGGGGAAUAUCAUCCAACUACACUGUCAAGUGAGAGAAGUGGCAUAAGACGAGCAGCAAAGAAAUUUGUCUUCAAAGAAAAAAAGCUGUUUUAUGUUGGAAAAGACAGAAAACAAAAUCGUUUGGUAGUUGUUUCAGAAGAGGAAAAAAAGAAAGUCCUAAGGGAGUGCCAUGAAAACAGCGCUGGUGUUCACCACGGCAUAUCCAGAACUCUCACUCUCGUGGAGUCCAGUUACUAUUGGACCUCUGUGACCAAUGAUGUCAAACAGUGGGUAUAUGCUUGUCAGCAUUGUCAAGUAGCAAAAAACACAGUUAUCGUAGCAGCUCAGCAGCACCUUCCCGUGGUGGGAAGCCCGUGGAGUGUAGUUACUGUUGAUCUGACGGGACCUUUCCAUACAAGCAACAGAAGUCAUGUGUAUGCUAUAAUCAUAACAGACUUGUUCACAAAAUGGGUUGUGAUUUUGCCUUUAUGUGAUGUUUCAGCAUCAGAAAUUUCUAAAGCUAUUAUAAAUAUAUUUUUCUUAUAUGGACCUCCUCAGAAAAUGAUAAUAGACCAAAGAGAUGAAUUCAUUGAACAGAUCAAUGUAGAACUGUAUAGAUUAUUUGGUACAAAACAGAUUGUAAUUUCAAAUGCUUCUGGAAGUGUGAAUCCAUCUGAAAGUACACCUAGCACAAUCAAAACAUUUCUCUCCAAACACUGUGCCGACCACCCAAACAACUGGGAUGAGCAUUUGCCAGCUCUUUCCUUUGCUUUCAAUGUGACUCACUCGGAACCUACUAAAAACACACCAUACUUCCAAAUGUUCAAUCGGAAUCCUUGUGUGUUGGAGUGUCCUGAUGAAGUGGGUGGUGAAAAUACAAGUGUAUUUGCUAGAAUCUUAGCUGCAGUUAGAGAGGCCGAUGCAGUAGUGGAGAACAAGACGCCGUCAGCGAGCCAGAUGGAGAACAACAAUUCGGAAGAACUAAAUAAAACCAAGACUGUUAAAAAGAAGCCAAAGCAGUUAAACCCAUUUCACUUAAAAGUGGGUCAUGAAGUCCUAAGACAGAGGAAGAACUGGUGGAAGGAUGGCCGUUUCCAGUCCGAAUGGGUUGGUCCCUGUGUCAUAGACUACGUUACAGACAGUGGCUGUGCCGUCCUGAGAGACAGCACUGGCACCAGGCUUAAGAGGCCUAUCAAAAUGUCCCACCUUCGGCCUUACGUAAGAGAGUCCAGCGAGCAGGAUAGUCUUUAUCUCUUGCAAGGCUCGAUAGUAGCAGAUCACGACUACAUUGGACUACCUGACCUCCCCGUUGGGGCAUACCAGGCAAAUAUUCUGGUAGAAGAUGCAACUAUUGGGGUAGCUGACAGUGAAUUAUUGUCAUCAAGCAAGGAUCAUGAACUUUUAGAAUAUAGAAAUUCCAAAAUCUCUGUGUUGGUGGAAGAUCCCAAUUCUCUUGAGAAACAGACUUUCAGCCUGCUGGAUUCUUCAAAUCACGUUCUUGAGUACUUAAGUUAGUAAAUACCGAAAGUAAUUUAAAUGCUUGCAUAGAAUGUAUAUAUUCCUAGAUUGUAAGUAUUUUCUCUAUUAAAAUAGGUUGUAUAGAAGAGGUAUCUCGGUACUACAUUAAUAUCUAAAUUCUGAAGGUUUAUUUUACACCUACCUAAAGUUGUGACACAUUUAAAUACAAAUAUAUGUAACAGAAGUAUACAAUGCAUAGAAUUUAGGAAUUCCUCAGAGAGCAGACAAAAUUCAUUUGCUUCUUAGGAAUAAAUUCUAUUAGAGAAGUCUCAGCCCUUUUUCUAAUGUUGGUACUGUAUUUUCUGUUCUAAUAUUUUAAAGGAAUAGGUCCUCCUUUGGAAAAAAUUUAAACCACUUACAGUUAAUAAAUGUUGAAUGAACAAUAA